GGACGUCUGAGCAACACAGGAAGCGCGCGGAAGCUGCCUGCAAGCCUGCUGCUGCCUGCGACCCCACGGAUGCUACUGCAUUUAAACCAGUUCACCUCUCCUGUUCUCGCCGCUAUUCUUGCCAAGGAUUGCUUAAUGUUUCGUAACACGCCGUGCUGCACUGGCAGCGUGGAAGAAAAACAGACGGGAGGAUGCGGAUCUACUAACAGAAAAGACACUACUGUUGGGAUUUUAUACUAGAGCAUCGAAUUCAUACCUAUGUGACCAUAGAGACCGCCACUGAAUGUGUUUUGUCUUCAAGCGCAUCAGGACACGUACAAAACGGAGAAGAGGAUUUUCUACAGAAAUAAAAGAAAUCACAGUGUACGCUGAGCGGGUUGGCCGCCUGUUGCCGUGACAACCAUGAGCACCAUCUCCCCGACGGACUUCGACAGCCUGGAGAUUCAGCAGCAGUACAAUGACAUCAACAACCGCUGGGACCUGGCCACCGCCGAGGCGGACAGCUGGGACAACGAGAACAGCUCCGCACGCCUCUUCGAGCGCUCACGCAUCAAAGCCCUUGCCGAGAUGGAAUACGAUCAGCGUUCUGCCUCCCCGGCCUCCUCCGCCUCUCCGGGGCUCUCUCCCGCCGCGUUCGUUAACCAGGUGCAGUACUCCAACAUACUGGAGGGACGCUUCAAACAACUGCAAGACGAGCGCGAGGCGGUGCAGAAGAAGACCUUCACCAAGUGGGUGAACUCUCACCUGGGCCGCGUCAGCUGCCGCAUCGGCGACCUCUACACCGACCUCCGCGAUGGACGCAUGCUCAUACGCCUGCUGGAGGUCCUCUCCGGGGAGCAGCUGCCGAAGCCCACUAAGGGCCGCAUGCGUAUCCACUGCCUGGAGAACGUGGACAAGGCGCUGCAGUUCCUCAAGGAGCAGAAGGUGCACCUGGAGAACAUGGGCUCCCACGACAUCGUCGACGGCAACCACCGCCUCACGCUCGGACUCAUCUGGACCAUCAUCCUCCGCUUCCAGAUCCAGGACAUCAGCGUUGAGACGGAGGACAACAAGGAGAAGAAGUCGGCCAAGGACGCCCUGCUGCUGUGGUGUCAGAUGAAGACCGCAGGGUAUCCCAAUGUCAACGUACACAACUUCACCACCAGCUGGAGAGACGGCCUGGCGUUCAACGCCAUCGUGCACAAACACAGACCUGACGUGAUCGAGUUUGACAACUUGAAGCGCUCCAACGCGCACUACAACCUGCAGAACGCCUUCAACGUGGCCGAGAAGGAGCUGGGGCUGACCAAGCUACUGGACCCCGAGGAUGUGAAUGUGGACCAGCCAGAUGAGAAGUCCAUCAUCACCUACGUGGCCACGUACUACCACUACUUCUCCAAGAUGAAGGCCCUGGCUGUGGAGGGCAAGAGGAUCGGCAAGGUGCUGGACUAUGCUAUCGAGGCUGAUAAGCUGAUUGACAAGUACGAGUCGUUGGCGUCGGAGCUGCUUGAGUGGAUAGAGCAGACCAUCGUCACCCUGAACGACCGCCAGCUGGCCAACUCCCUCAACGGCGUGCAGAACCAGCUGCAAGCCUUUAAUACCUACCGCACCGUGGAGAAACCUCCCAAGUUUACAGAGAAGGGCAACUUGGAGGUGCUGCUGUUCACCAUCCAGAGCAAGAUGAGAGCCAACAACCAGAAGGUCUACAUGCCCCGCGAGGGCAAACUCAUCUCCGACAUCAACAAGGCGUGGGAGCGUCUGGAGAAGGCGGAGCAUGAGCGUGAGCUGGCGCUGAGGAACGAGCUGAUUCGCCAGGAGAAACUGGAGAUGCUGGCGGCACGCUUCGACCGCAAGGCGGCCAUGAGGGAGACCUGGCUCAGCGAGAACCAGAGACUCGUCUCACAGGACAACUUUGGCGUGGACUUGGGCGCGGUGGAGGCGGCGACGCGUAAGCACGAGGCAAUCGAGACAGACAUCGGGGCGUACGGCGAGCGUGUGGCGGCGGUGGAGGCGGUGGCCCGCGAGCUGGAGGCUGAGAGCUACCACGAGGUGCGCCGCAUCCUGGCCCGCCGCGACAACGUGCUGCGCCUCUGGGAGUACCUCAAGGAGCUGCUGGCCGCGCGGCGCGAACGCCUCAACGCACACCGAGACCUGCAGCGCCUCCUACAGGAGAUGAGAUACAUCAUGGACUGGACCGCAGACAUGAAGGGUCGUCUGCAGAGCCAGGACUGCGGUAAGCACCUGCACGACGUGGAGGAUCUGCUCCAGAAACACAACCUAGUGGAGGCCGACAUCUUCGCCCAGGCCGACAGGAUCAAGGCCGUGCAGGCCAGCGCACAGAGAUUCACCUCAGACGCACAGGUCUACAAGCCGUGCGACCCGGUGCUGGUCAGCGAGAAGGUCACGGCUCUGGGCCAGGCGUACGAGGAGUUGGGUCUCCUGGCCGGGCAUCGGCGUUCUCGUCUGGAGGAGUCGCGUCGCCUGUGGCAGUUCCUGUGGGAGCUGGGCGAGGAGGCGGCGUGGAUCCGCGAGCAGGAGCAGAUCCUGAGCGCCGGCGACUGCGGACGCGACCUGUCCUCCGCGCUGCACCUGCUCAGCAAGCACGAGGCCUUCCGCGACGAGAUGGCGGCCCGCUACGGCCCGCUGGGACACAGCAUCGCCGCCGGGGAACAGCUGGUGCGCGAGGGACACUCCGGAGCCUCCGAGGUCACCGAGAGGAUCGCCGACGUGCGCGCCCAGUGGAGCCACCUGGAGGAGACGUCUAAGCUGCGUGAGCAGCGUCUAAAGGAGUCUGUGGCUCUCCACCAGUUCCAGACGGAUGCCAGUGACAUGGAGGCCUGGCUGCAGGAGGCACACCGACAGGUGUCGAGUCAGGAGGUGGGGCACGAUGAGUUCUCCACUCAGACGCUGGCCAGGAAGCAGCGGGAGGUAGAGGAGGAGAUCCAGAGCCACCGCUCCCUCAUAGACUCACUACACGAGCAGGAGGCCGCACUCCCAGAGGCCUAUAGCACCUCACCACAGGUGGAGGGUCGCCUGCCGGCCAUAGAGCAGCGUUACGGGGAGCUGGUGUCGCUGUCCCUGGCGCGUCAGCAGGCCCUGGAGGGGGCCCUGGCCCUGUACCGCAUGUUCAGCGAGGCCGGAGCCUGCCAGCUCUGGGUGGAGGAGAAGGAGCAGUGGCUAUACGCCAUGGAGAUACCCACCAAGCUGGAGGACCUGGAGGUGGUACAGCAGAGGUUUGAGACGCUGGAGCCGGAGAUGAAUAAUAUGGGAACGCGCAUCACAGACGUCAACCAGGUGGCAGAACAACUGCUGAAGUCCGACAACUGCAGUCAAGACCAGAUCAACCACACACAAGACCAGCUCAACAACAGGUGGAAGGAGUUUCAGCUCCUGGCGGGCCAGAAGAAGCAGGCUCUGGAGUCGGCCCUGAACAUCCAGAACUACCACCUGGAGUGCAACGAGAUCCAGACCUGGAUGAAGGAGAAGACCAAGGUCAUCGAGUCCACGCAGGGCCUGGGCAACGACCUUGCAGGAGUCAUGGCUCUGCAGCGCAAGCUGACCGGCAUGGAGAGGGACCUGGAGGCCAUUCAGGGUAAGCUGGACGACCUGCGUAACGAGGCGGAGAAGCUGGCGUCGGAACACCCGGAGCAGGCCGCCGAGAUCACGGCGCGCCUGGCGGAGAUCCAGGAGGUGUGGGAGGAGCUUAACGCCACCAUGCGCAAGAGGGAGGAGUCUCUGGGGGAGGCGUCCAAGCUGCAGGGCUUCCUGCGUGACCUGGACGACUUCCAGUCUUGGCUGUCGCGCACGCAGACCGCCGUCGCCUCCGAGGACAUCCCCACCUCGCUCGCCGAGGCAGAGAGGCUCCUGACGCAGCACGAGGCCAUCAAGAACGAGGUUGACAACUACCGUGACGACUACGAGCGCAUGCGUGCGACGGGCGCGGAGGUGACGCAGGGUCAGACGGACGCGCAGCACAUGUUCCUGGCGCAGCGGCUGCAGGCGCUGGACACCGGCUGGCACGAGCUGUGGAGGAUGUGGGAGAACCGCCACGCGCUGCUCGCCCAGGCCUUCGACUACCAAAACCUGCUGAGGGACGCCAAGCAGGCAGAGGGAUUCCUGAACAGCCAGGAGUAUGUGCUGUCCCACACGGAGAUGCCCUCCACCCUGCAGGGGGCGCUAGAGGCCAUCAAGAAGCACGAGGACUUCAUGACCACCAUGGAGGCCAACGAGGAGAGGAUCAACGGCGUGGUGGACGCCGGAAACCGCCUGGUCUCCGACGGCAACGCCAACGCCGACAAGAUCCAGGAGAAGGCCGACUCCAUCCAGGACAGGCACAUGAAGAACAAGGAGCUGGCCAGUGACCUGCUGACCAAGCUGAGGGACAACCGAGAGCUGCAGCACUUCCUCCAGGACGGACAGGAGCUGACCUUGUGGAUCAAUGAGAAGAUGCUGACUGCUCAGGACAUGUCGUAUGACGAGGCCCGUAACCUGCACAGCAAGUGGCAGAAGCACCAGGCCUUCAUGGCCGAGCUGGCCUCCAACAAGGACUGGCUGGACAAGAUCGACAAGGAGGGCCAGGCGCUGGUGAGUGAGAAGCCGGAGCUGGAGCCGGUGGUGAAGCAGACGCUGGAGGCUCUCCAGAAACAGUGGGAGGAGCUUGAGAACACGACGCAGACCAAGGCCCAAUGCCUGUUCGACGCCAACCGCGCCGAGCUCUUCACGCAGAGCUGCUCCGCCCUGGACACCUGGCUGCAGAACCUCUCCUCUCAGCUGCACAGCGACGACUUCGGGAAGGACCUCACCUCCGUCAAUAUCCUGCUCAAGAAGCACCAGAUGCUGGAGCACCAGAUGGAGGUGCGUGAGAAGGAGGUGCAGGCUCUACAGUCUCAGGCGCUGGCGCUAGCCCAGGAGGAUUCUGGGAUGGUGGAGGUGGACGGCCAGCAGCGGCGCGUGACCGACAGCUUCUCCCAGAUGCUGGAGCCCCUCCAGGCCAGGAGGCAGCAGCUGCUGCAGUCCAAGGAGGCCCACCAGUUCAACAGGGACCUGGAGGACGAGAUUCUCUGGGUGGACGAGAGGAUGCCACUGGCUAACUCCACAGACCACGGCAAAGACCUGCCCAGCGUACAGCUGCUCAUCAAGAAGAACCAGACCCUGCAGAAGGAGAUCCAGGGCCACCAGCCACGCAUCGAUGACAUCCUGGCCCAUGGACGCAGCAUAGCGCCCUCCUCCUCGGCCACCGACGGCGGCAGCGAUGGGACGGACGGCCACGACACCGACACAACCGCCGCGGCCCUCGAGGGGCGUCUGGGCGAGCUGGGCGACCAGUGGGCGCGGCUCAUCGAGGAGACGGACCAGCGGCACGCGCGGCUGCAGGAGGCCAACCGGGCGCAGCAGUUCUACGCAGACGCGGCCGAGGCGGAGGCAUGGAUGGGGGAGCAGGAACUUCACAUGAUGUCAGAGGAGAAGGCCAAGGAUGAGCAGAGUGCGAUGGUGAUGGUGAAGAAGCACCAGAUCCUGGAGCAGGCGCUAGAGGAUUACGCCCAGACUAUACACCAGCUGGCCAAUAGCAGCCGACACAUGGUCACCGGAGAACACCCUGAGAGCGAGCGCAUCAACCUGCGCCAGGCUCAGGUGGACAAGCUGUAUGCGGGCCUGAAGGACCUGGCGGAGGAGCGACGCGGCCGGCUGCAGGAGCGACUCCGGCUCACGCAGCUCAAGCGUGAGGUUGACGACCUGGAGCAGUGGAUCGCAGAGAGGGAGGUGGUGGCCGGAUCCCACGAACUCGGACAGGACAUCGAACACGUUACGAUGCUGCGCGACAAGUUCCGGGAGUUUGCGCGGGACACCAGCACCAUCGGGCAGGAGCGCGUGGACGCGGUGAACGGGCAGGCGGACGAGCUGAUCGAGUCGGGUCACCCGGAGAACGCCAGCGUGGCCGAGUGGAAGGACGGCCUGAACGAGGCCUGGGCCGACCUGCUGGAGCUCAUGGACACGCGCACGCAGAUGCUAGCAGCUAGCUACGAACUGCACCGCUUCCACCAGGACGCGCGCGAGGCGCUGGGCCGGGUGAAGGAGAAGAGGGAGGCGCUCAGCUCGGACCUGGGACGCGACCUCAACACCGUGCAGCACCUCCAUCGACAACACAACGCCUACGAGCACGACAUCCAGGCACUCAGCGGACAGGUGACGCAGGUGCAGGACGACGCGGCGCGGCUGCAGAAGGCGUAUGCGGGAGAGAAGGCCGAGGACAUCCACCGGCACGAGCGGGCGGUGACAGAGGCGUGGGAGGGGCUCCUGGCGGCCGGGCAGGCGCGACGGCUCCUCCUGCUGGACACCGUGGAGAAGUUCCGCUUCUUCAACAUGGUGCGCGACCUCAUGCUCUGGAUGGACGGAAUCAACCUGCAGAUCCAGUCACAUGACAGCCCCAGGGAUGUGUCGUCUGCUGGGCUAGUUAUCGCCAACCACCAGGACAUCAAGUCUGAGAUCGAGACGCGAGCGGACAGCUUCACCGCCUGCAACGAGAUGGGCAACUCACUCAUCAACAACAACCACUAUGCAGCCGACGAGAUCCGUGAGAAGUUGGACCAGCUCCAGGCCAAGAGAGACGAGAUCAACAAGAAGUGGCAGGACAAGAUGGACCACCUACAGAUCGUGCUGGAGGUUCUCCAGUUUGGUCGUGAUGCGUGCGUUGCUGAGUCGUGGUUGGCCGGCCAGGAGCCGCUGGUGCGUGCGGCGGAGCUGGGGGCCAACGUGGACGAGGUGGAGAGCCUGAUCAAGAGGCACGAGGAGUUCGAGAAGCUCGCCGCCGGCUGGGAAGAUCGAUUCACACUGCUCGAGAAACUCACCACGCUUGAGGAGUAUGAGAUCCAGAAGAGGCGAGAGGAGGAGGAGCGAGCGAGACGACCCCCCACCCCCCCGCCUGUCGAGGUGGUGCCCUCCGACGUGGAGACCGUAGCCCACGACUCGGCCGCCAGGACGAGUCUGGACCAGACGACCCUGAACCAGUCGGUGUCUGUGAACGGCGUCCACAGUGAUCAGGAUACCUCACAGGGCUCGGAGUCCGAGUCCGUAAACGGUCCUGGGCGCGACAGCGGGCUGCCGUCCUCCUCGCGUCAUGACCCGUCGGCCACGCUGCCCGGGAAAGGCGCCGCCGAGUCAGGAGGAGAAACCAUGGAGGGCAUGCUCAUCCGAAAACACGAGAUGGAGACACACAGCAAGAAGGCCGCCAGCAGGUCAUGGCAGGGUGUGUACUGCGUGUUGAGGAAGGGCAGUCUGGGUUUCUACAAGGACAACAAGAGCGCGUCGAGCGGCAUCCCGUACCACGGGGAGGUGCCCAUCAGCCUGGGGGAGGCCACCUGCGAGGUCGCCCACGACUACAAGAAGAGGAAACACGUCUUCAAACUACGACUUGGAGAUGGCAAGGAGUUCCUGUUCCAAGCUAAGGAUGAGCCUGAGAUGAGUUCGUGGAUCCGGGCCAUCCACUCGUCGAUGCAGCCGUCUGGGUCGGGUGGUGCGGGCGACAGCUCCCCGGGUCGCGGCCUGAGCCGGGCCAUGACCAUGCCCCCCAUCUCCCCAUCCUCCGGGGAGACCGGCACCGGCGGCGUCACCAUGCGCAACAAGGACGGCAAGGAGAAGGGCGGCGAGAAACGCUUCAGCUUCUUCAGCAAGAAGAAAUAAGAACCAGAAUCUGAACCGGACAAAAAACAAACAGACAGACAAAACAAAAUGUCUCUCAAAUGAUGACAAUUUCAGAAACAGCUUAAAACUUCCUAAAUUAACUACUUCUUAAAUUAAAGAAACAACAACUACAGAUGAACAUGCAACACCACUGAAAUGAACUGAUCGCAGCCCGAGGGGAAACGUUGAAAAAAGGCGCUCUCAACCUGUCAAAUGCAUCAUCCAUCUAUACUUUCUCUCUCUCUUUCUAUUUCUUUCUUUCUUUCUCCCUCUCUCUUUCUUUCUCUUUCUCUCUCUCUCUUUCUUUCUUUGAAUGGGCUCUGAUCCAAGUGAUUGUCACUGAAUGUGUUGCUUGAAAGUGAUGUCUCCUUUAUUAAUAUUUCUGUGGUGUUCUAUAUUAUAUUUUAUUGUCUCUCCACAUUUUACUUGGCUCUUGAUGAGAUGAGUGGAGGCUUAUUAUUAAAUUCACCUCUUGACUGAAAUGGGUUUAUUUUUACCAGAAGAGGCCUCGCAAACGCAUCUUAGAUCCAGCUUAAAUAAUCUUGAAAACGCUGAAGUUGAGCAGUAUUGCUUCUAACGAUGAAUUUUUGAACGCUGAAAGUUUUUGGUUGAGUGAUGGAGAUGGAGUUUUGAUGUCUCUCAUGGAAGCGCCCACCUUUAGUUCUAAAUGAAUGCGGAGGGUUCUGGCCCGAGAAUGGCCGACUGCUGAACGUCAGUCCCGCUGUCCUGAAGCGCGGCUCACCUGAAAGGAAGUUGCUUUCCUUCAUCUGUUUUAAAUAUGUGCUGUUGCGCUCACCGCUUUUCUUUCUAUGACCUUUCCCUCUUUUUCAGUUUGGUAUUUCCUGUUUUUUUUUCUCUCUUUGUGAAGGAUCACACACAUUUUUGUUGAUUUUUUUGGUGUCAUUUUUUUCAUUACCAUUAAUUAUUACUGCUGUUAUUAUCAUUAUUAUUUAUCUUUUUUUGCUGUUGCAGAUUUUGAAAAAAAAUAUUUAAUGAAAUUGUAAGUAUAGGUAGUACUUUUGUUUGGAAAAGAAUGGAAAAAAAACACACCAGUGAUUGGUUAAAAGAGUGGGACCAUGUUGGUCACUGGUCUCUUGUUUCGAUUAGUGUGCAGAUUUAUCCGUUUGCGAAAAAUUACCUACAUUGGAAGGUGUCUUCUUUUUAAAGAAAAAUAAUAAUUAAAAAGGUGCAGUUCAGUUUUGCAGUGUGCAUAAAAUAACAGAAUACAAGAGGUCCUUAAUUUUUUUAAGUGAGUUUAUUCUUCCUUUCUCUCCAUUUGAAUAGCUCUUAACUCUUCUGGGUUUUUUGUGUCUACAGGUAUAAUUGAUUUCCUGCUCUAGUUUUUAUUUUAUUUUUUUUCUUCCUCUUUCAUUCCUCUUCAGUUGUUUCCUGAAAACUUUCCAAGUAUUUGGUUUGUUGUGAGGGUGAGAUGUGUUUAAGCCCUGCUGCCAUGGAUUGCACUCGGUUCACAUUUUUUGUUUUGCUUCAGUCAGCUGUCAACAGAGGGUCUGCCACCCCCACCAAUGCUCAUAACUACACACACACACACACACACACACACACACACACACACACACACACACACACACACACACACACACAAGGGUGGUCAACGCCGCCAAGGUUUUGUGCAUGGAACACAGUCCUUCUGGCAGAUUUUACACCAUUCUUUGUUGUUUUUUUUGUUUUUUUUUCCUCUCUUCCUUUUGUUUGGCUUGAAUAUGUAGUUGAUGAUGAUAAUAGGUUUCUUAAUUAAAUGGUCCUCUUAGUUGA
Engraulis encrasicolus (European anchovy) is the source of this 9429-nucleotide messenger RNA. It is a transcript of the gene sptbn2, whose product is annotated as spectrin, beta, non-erythrocytic 2. The transcript is spliced from 43 exons. Gene Ontology annotation, biological process: actin cytoskeleton organization. Gene Ontology annotation, molecular function: actin filament binding; phospholipid binding; structural constituent of cytoskeleton. The record is from RefSeq and is a predicted model, not a curated record. Lineage: Eukaryota; Metazoa; Chordata; Actinopteri; Clupeiformes; Engraulidae. Gene Ontology annotation, cellular component: cell junction; cortical actin cytoskeleton; spectrin. The coding region runs from base 403 to 7656 and encodes 2417 amino acids.